Molecule: messenger RNA, 1631 nt
Organism: Bursaphelenchus xylophilus (pine wood nematode)
Lineage: Eukaryota; Metazoa; Nematoda; Chromadorea; Rhabditida; Aphelenchoididae
Source: the annotation of a GenBank genome assembly
AUGUGGGAAUCAGCGGAAGGAGUGAGUGAAUCGUCUCAAAUAACUUUGAUUUAGGCUUCUGUGGCGGAUAUGGUGGUUCAGGCGGCCAAAGAACAUCUAGUUUCCACUAAUCUGCCAGGGUUUGUCUUUCACGAGGAAUCUGGCAUGUACUACAAUCGAGAAACCGGCUAUUAUUAUGACAUGGUAAAAUAUUUUUUGUAUAUUCAUUAUUUUUUUAGAGUUCAAAUUUGUACUUUCAUCCCAUUACCCAAUGUUAUUACCAAUACGAUGCCGACACUGGCCAAUAUAAGUCAUUCUCUACAAGAAAUUUACAGUGGAAGGAGAAAAGGAAUAAAAAGCGGGCAAUUAAACUUUUCGGAGAGAAUUAUCUACAGAACCUGGAUCAAGAUUACAUUGAUGGAUGUGAAGUGUUGUUUGAGAUUGUGAACAAACUCUGCGUUGAGUUUAGCCACAGAAGUUUUAAUUUAAAGAAUGUUAGAAAGGAUGAAGAUGUAGGUGUAUUAUUUGAAAUUUGAUUCUUUAGGAGAUUGAGUUCGAUGAUGUGUUAGAAGAAGAUGAAGACACCAGUUCAGAUGAAUAUGAUUACGACGCGGAGAAUAAACGCCGGCAAGCAGAAGGUAAGUAAAAUUACGUUUUCCAACCUAAGAAUAGAGGAAAUGUCCAAGCAUCCGCCUUGCAUUCGUCUGAUCAAUGCCCAGACCUCCGAUCUCUCCAUAAUCACCAUUGAUGGUGGAUCUGUGGGAUCUUCUACCAUUUGUGAUGUUAUUGUGCCUGAUGAACUUCCUGAGGUAGCAAAAUUUUUUAAAAUUAGUUAUUUGUUUUAGAGGUACCUUACUUUUAAAUUUGACGAUUCCUGCAAUUUUUAUAAUGUUGUAAAACUUUCGGACCAUCAAAUUUACGUGAAUGAACAGGAGAUUACGGUAAGCUUGAGGUCAAACUUAAUUGGUUUUAGGAAAGUCAUACAUUACGUCAUCUAGACCGGUUGAAAGUAAGAUCUCAUCAAUUCGUGGCUCACAUCCACAAGGGAUGUAAUACUUGUCCAGAUUGUGAACCUGGGCUUUUAAUAUCAAAAAAGAAGAGUGUAGUCAAGACGAAAAGUACGAUUAGUCAUCGGAAAGAGAUGCAUCGGCUGAAGUCUCAAUUUGGGCUUAUUGGGCCUUCCUCUGCUUACAACGAAACUUGCUUCAAAGAUCGAGCCAAACAACGGAGAUUGGUCGAGGGAAGUGAGCCGCCGGUUACUGUAAGGUCCGAUGACAUUUAUGCCAAUUGCAAGGCUAAUCCAAUACAAAAUUUUGGUAAGUUAUGAUAACAUGAGUGUUAUAGUUGCAGUGCAUAUUACCCAAAAACCAAAGCCAAUUGAAGAGGGAAAAGGUUUCAAAUUACUGAAGGCAAUGGGAUGGAAGCAAGGAGCUGGACUUGGAAGAAAUGAACAGGGAAUUGCUGAACCGGUGAGUAAAUAUGUAACAAGUAACAAUUGGAAACCACAGAUACGGAGUGAAAUAAAAAAUGAUCGUAGUGGACUUGGAUCGAGCAAACCCGGGGAACCGAUCCACAUUCCAGCCAAGCAGAAGAUGAAGAUCGAGAUUCUAGAGAAGACAAAACAAAGAUACGAGCAGAUCAGGCCUUCCUGA